Messenger RNA from Equus quagga, 2064 nucleotides. RefSeq names its product heat shock 70 kDa protein 1. The transcript has a single exon. Gene Ontology annotation, cellular component: cytoplasm; blood microparticle; vesicle. Lineage: Eukaryota; Metazoa; Chordata; Mammalia; Perissodactyla; Equidae. Bases 139 to 2064 code for a protein of 641 amino acids. The record is from RefSeq and is a predicted model, not a curated record. Gene Ontology annotation, biological process: protein refolding; regulation of mitotic spindle assembly; cellular response to unfolded protein. Gene Ontology annotation, molecular function: ATP-dependent protein folding chaperone; misfolded protein binding; ubiquitin protein ligase binding.
ACUGCCUCAGAGGACAAACCGGGGCGAUAGUGCGCCUUCAGCUUCGGGCUUCAGAGAGAAUCCAGCUCCUCGUCGCGGAACUCGUCCGCCGUUUUCAGGCCAGCGCUUCAGCUCCAGGCGAGAGAGGAGAGCACCGGCAUGGCUAAGAGCACGGCCAUCGGCAUCGACCUGGGCACCACCUACUCGUGCGUGGGGGUGUUCCAGCACGGCAAGGUGGAGAUCAUCGCCAACGACCAGGGCAACCGCACCACCCCCAGCUACGUGGCCUUCACGGACACCGAGCGGCUGAUCGGGGAUGCGGCCAAGAACCAGGUGGCGCUGAACCCGCAGAACACCGUGUUUGACGCGAAGCGGCUGAUCGGCCGCAAGUUCGGCGACCCGGUGGUGCAGUCGGACAUGAAGCACUGGCCUUUCCGGGUGAUCAACGACGGGGACAAGCCCAAGGUGCAGGUGAGCUACAAGGGGGAGACCAAGGCGUUCUACCCGGAGGAGAUCUCUUCCAUGGUGCUGACGAAGAUGAAGGAGAUCGCCGAGGCGUACCUGGGCUACCCGGUGACCAACGCGGUGAUCACCGUGCCGGCCUACUUCAACGACUCGCAGCGCCAGGCCACCAAGGACGCGGGCGUGAUCGCGGGGCUGAACGUGCUGAGGAUCAUCAACGAGCCCACGGCCGCCGCCAUCGCCUACGGGCUGGACAGGACGGGCAAGGGGGAGCGCAACGUGCUCAUCUUUGAUCUGGGCGGGGGCACCUUCGACGUGUCCAUCCUGACGAUCGACGACGGCAUCUUCGAGGUGAAGGCCACGGCCGGAGACACCCACCUGGGUGGGGAGGACUUUGACAACAGGCUGGUGAACCACUUCGUGGAGGAGUUCAAGAGGAAACACAAGAAGGACAUCAGCCAGAACAAGCGAGCCGUGAGGCGGCUGCGCACCGCCUGCGAGAGGGCCAAGAGGACCCUGUCGUCCAGCACCCAGGCCAGCCUGGAGAUCGACUCCCUGUUCGAGGGCAUCGACUUCUACACGUCCAUCACCAGAGCGAGGUUCGAGGAGCUGUGCUCGGACCUGUUCCGCAGCACCCUGGAGCCCGUGGAGAAGGCCCUGCGCGACGCGAAGCUGGACAAGGCCCAGAUCCACGACCUGGUCCUGGUGGGCGGCUCCACCCGCAUCCCGAAGGUGCAGAAGCUGCUGCAGGACUUCUUCAACGGGCGCGACCUCAACAAGAGCAUCAACCCCGAUGAAGCGGUGGCCUACGGGGCGGCUGUGCAGGCGGCCAUCCUGAUGGGGGACAAGUCUGAGAACGUGCAGGACCUGCUGCUGCUGGACGUGGCUCCCCUGUCGCUGGGGCUGGAGACGGCUGGGGGCGUGAUGACUGCCCUGAUCAAGCGCAACUCCACCAUCCCCACCAAGCAGACGCAGAUCUUCACCACGUACUCGGAUAACCAGCCCGGGGUGCUGAUCCAGGUAUACGAGGGCGAGAGGGCCAUGACGCGGGACAACAACCUGCUGGGGCGCUUCGAGCUGAGUGGCAUCCCACCGGCCCCCAGGGGAGUGCCCCAGAUCGAGGUGACCUUUGACAUCGACGCCAAUGGCAUCCUGAACGUCACGGCCACCGACAAGAGCACGGGCAAGGCCAACAAGAUCACCAUCACCAACGACAAGGGCCGCCUGAGCAAGGAGGAGAUCGAGCGCAUGGUGCAGGAGGCGGAGAAGUACAAAGCCGAGGACGAGGUCCAGCGCGAGAGGGUGUCUGCCAAGAAUGCCCUGGAGUCGUACGCGUUCAACAUGAAGAGCGCAGUGGAGGAUGAGGGGCUCAAGGGCAAGAUCAGCGAGGCGGACAAGAAGAAGGUGCUGGACAAAUGCCAGGAGGUGAUUUCCUGGCUGGACGCCAACACUUUGGCCGAAAAGGACGAGUUUGAGCACAAGAGGAAGGAAUUGGAGCAGGUGUGUAACCCUAUCAUCACUGGACUGUAUCAGGGGGCGGGUGGCCCCGGGGCUGGUGGCUUUGGGGCUCAGGCUCCCAAGGGUGGCUCUGGGUCUGGCCCCACCAUUGAGGAGGUGGAUUAG